Molecule: messenger RNA, 870 nt
Organism: Zygotorulaspora mrakii
Lineage: Eukaryota; Fungi; Ascomycota; Saccharomycetes; Saccharomycetales; Saccharomycetaceae
Gene: DPP1
Product: bifunctional diacylglycerol diphosphate phosphatase/phosphatidate phosphatase
Exons: 1
Coding region: 1-870 (289 amino acids)
Biological process (GO): phospholipid metabolic process
Molecular function (GO): phosphatidate phosphatase activity
Source: RefSeq, a predicted model, not a curated record
AUGGCAAUUAAUAGAAUUAAUCUCGCUGGAGGCACUUCACAAUCGUUUUGGAAGUCUCCAAAAUGGAGAUUCACGGACAUAGUGGUGCUAGUGAUUGUUGCAAUUAUUAGUUACCCAAUAUACUACCAGAAACCUUUUGAAAGACAGUUCUACAUCAACGACCUUACUAUUUCUCAUCCAUAUGCUGAAACGCAAAGGGUGGGCAACAAGAUGCUAUUCGUCUACAGUUUAAUCGUCCCUUUGGUUGUAAUUUUGGUUGUUGUUGCACUUCUAGCCGAUCCCAAACAUAGGUGGUAUCUGCUUUAUAUUUCUGUGCUGGGAUUGCUUUUAUCCGUAUCCCUCAAUAAUCUGUUUACAGACUUCAUUAAGAAUUGGAUUGGUAGGCUAAGGCCAGAUUUUCUGGCACGUUGUCAACCAAAGAAAGGCUUACCACUAGAUACUUUGCUGAACGCAUCAGAGGUUUGCACUACACAUCACAAAGAAAGACUUAUGGAUGGAUUCAGAACAACACCUUCCGGUCACUCCAGUGAGAGUUUUGCUGGGUUGGGUUACCUUUACUUGUGGCUGUGUGGACAAUUACUAACAGAGUCUCCUCAAUCAGGAAUCUGGAGAAAAGUUGUUGCGUUGCACCCUUUACUUGGUGCUUUGGUCAUUGCCUUAUCGAGAACUCAAGACUACAGACAUCAUUUUAUCGAUGUGAUCUUGGGAUCUGCUCUGGGUUACACCGUAGCCAGUUUCACCUACAAAAGAUUCUUCCCACCUAUCAAAAGUGAGCUACCCUUCAAACCUCUGUUUGACGAUUCAGACGUCUCUCUGGAAGGUUACAGACUGCCAGUAGAGGGUGCCGAAAUCGAUGUCUUAGCUGCCUAA